Aedes albopictus (Asian tiger mosquito) is the source of this 860-nucleotide messenger RNA. RefSeq names its product protein dj-1beta. Gene Ontology annotation, cellular component: nucleus; cytoplasm; mitochondrion. NCBI's taxonomy places the organism in Eukaryota, Metazoa, Arthropoda, Insecta, Diptera, Culicidae. Bases 171 to 731 code for a protein of 186 amino acids. The transcript is spliced from 6 exons. The record is from RefSeq and is a predicted model, not a curated record. Gene Ontology annotation, biological process: glyoxal metabolic process; glycolate biosynthetic process; response to oxidative stress.
GUAAUUUUUGCAUGGCCCUCUAAAGUAGGGCAUUAUUUAAAAAAAACAAAAAGUAGCGCAAUUUGAUAACUUUUGACACCGAAGAAAAAUCUUGAAGCGCAAAACAAAACUUGCCGGUUGCAGGAGUUCUUAUUUUUGGUUCCUCAAUUUCGUACCAAUUUUGUCCCAAAAUGACGAAGAAACUGCUGAUGCUGCUUCCUCACGGUGCCGAGGAGAUGGAAUUCGUCAUUUGUGUCGACGUUCUCCGUAGAUGUGGAGUCAACGUUACGGUUGCAGGCUUGUCUGAUAAAACGGUCAAGUGCUCACGGGAUGUCGUUAUCCACGCCGAUACUACGCUGGAGGAAGCCGCCAAUGACGAUUUUGAUGCCAUCGCCCUUCCGGGCGGCUUGGGUGGUUCCAAGGCUAUGGCGGGAUCCACCAAGCUGGGAGAAGUGCUGAAGUCGUUUGAAUCCAAAGGAAAGCUCAUCGCAGCUAUUUGCGCAGCUCCGACCGUUCUUCUGACCCACUCUGUUGCUCUCGGAAAAACUCUGACAUCGUAUCCCUCCUUCAAGGAUGAAUUCGCCGGAAAGUACACCUACGUUGAGGAUAAAACGGUGGUGGUCGAUGGAAAUCUGGUAACAAGUCGUGGCCCCGGAACUGCAUUUGAUUUCGCACUCAAACUGGGCGAGAUUUUGGUUGGCUUGGACAAGACCAAACAAGUCGCCAAAGGGAUGUUGUACGAUUUGCAUUAAAGGUAAAGGUAAUUGAUUUUCUCUGCUGCGAAUUUGCUUUAUUUACUGAUUCCUAUCAAUUGUUUGCUCACGAGUAGUUGGAUACGUUUAGUUUUAGUAUUUUUCAGUCAUAAAUCUUAACUAGCGUAA